Messenger RNA from Lepidothrix coronata (blue-crowned manakin), 3278 nucleotides. RefSeq names its product bromodomain containing 2 (gene BRD2). NCBI's taxonomy places the organism in Eukaryota, Metazoa, Chordata, Aves, Passeriformes, Pipridae. The record is from RefSeq and is a predicted model, not a curated record. Gene Ontology annotation, cellular component: nucleus; chromatin. The annotation marks the transcript as partial. The transcript is spliced from 12 exons. Gene Ontology annotation, biological process: regulation of DNA-templated transcription; chromatin remodeling.
CACGGGUGGAGGUAGGGGUGAUUGACGCGCCAGUCGAAUAAUGAGAGCGCGGUGUUGGAAGUGCCACCGCCCAAUGAGGCUACGGUUGGGCGGGGAGGGGCGGGUUCGUGACAUCAGCAGUGUCGGCGGCCAAUGGGGAGGCCGGUCGCGUCUAUAUAAGGGCGGGCGGGGGCAGGCCGAGCGGCGCCAUUUCGCGGUGGACGAGGGGACGGAGCUGGUCGGGCCGCGGCAGAGAGAGCGAGCGAGCGAGAGAGAGCGCGCAGAGGGGCGGCCCCUUCAAAAAAAAAAAAGCAACCAACCUCUCUCGGCUCCAUCCCCCCGGAGAAGCUCCGAGGGGGGGAAACCCUCCCCGGCCUCCGCAGCGACCCCUGCCUGCGGCCACCGGCGGCGAGCGGCCGCCUCCUCGUCCUCCUCCUCCUUCCCCCCCUCCACCUCCCUCAGCGAGCCAAGAUGGAGCGCGGCCGCUGAUCCCGUCGAUCCGCCGUCAUCCGCCGGCCUCCCCGCGGCUCAGCGCCUCGUCUGCGGUCCUUGCGGGUGCUCCGGGCUCCGAGCGACUCGCCGAGGGUUGUAUCGAGCGCGUCGCGAAGGGUUUGUGCCUCCCGGUGAAGCUCCGAAGAGGGGACCCCCCCCUCCCCUCCAGUACCCCCCCGUUGCAUCCCUUCAGCGCUCGCCGCCAUUUUCGCCGCGCCCGUGGAUGUUGAGGCCGUGGGAGGGUCCCGGCAUCGUCUCCUGAGGGAAAAUUAAUUAGAUAGAGGAAAGGGGGGGCUCCUGGCUCGCCUCCCGACCCCCUCCCCGUCCUCAUCCCGCCGGGGAUGCGCUGACGGGGGGGGGCCCCCACCGGGCCGCGAGCGGCGGAGCUUUGGCCGGGCAAAGUGGGGGGGUCGUCGGAGGAGACGGCGGGAGGAGGAGGAGGAGGAGGAGGAAGAGGAGACGAGGGCCCGCGGGCCGCGCACGGAGCCGUCGGGAUGUUGCAGAAUGUGAAUCCCCAGAGCAAGCUCCUGGGGGAGGGCAAUGCCGGGCUCAUGGCGCUGGCGACGCCGACGGAGUCGACUCCCGGGAAGCGGAUCCGCAAACCUUCGCUGCUCUACGAGGGCUUCGAGAGCCCCACCAUGGCCUCGGCUCCGGCCCUUCCCAACCCUCAGGCCAAUCCGCCGCCUCCCGAGGUUUCCAAUCCCAAAAAGCCCGGCCGGAUCACCAACCAGCUCCAGUACCUGCACAAGGUGGUGAUGAAGGCGCUGUGGAAGCACCAGUUCGCCUGGCCCUUCCGCCAGCCCGUGGACGCUGUCAAGUUGGGCCUGCCGGAUUACCACAAGAUCAUCAAGCAGCCCAUGGAUAUGGGAACCAUCAAGAGGCGCCUGGAGAACAACUAUUACUGGGGGGCAGCCGAGUGCAUGCAGGACUUCAACACCAUGUUCACCAACUGCUACAUCUACAACAAGCCCACGGAUGACAUCGUGCUGAUGGCACAGACCCUGGAGAAGAUCUUCCUGCAGAAGGUGGCCCAGAUGCCUCCGGAGGAGCAGGAGAUCGUGGUGCCUGUGGCCAAGAACAGCCAUAAAAAGGGGGCGUCCAGGGCAGCAGCGCUCCUGGCGGGACUGACGGCAGCUCAGCAGGUCCCGGCCGUGUCCUCGGUGUCCCAGCCCACAGUGUACCCCCCCACGACCCCCGAGAUCCCCACAACCAUCGUCAACAUCCCCCACCCCUCGGUCAUCUCCGCCCCCAUCCUGAAAUCCCUGCAUCCCAACGCUCCGGCCGUCCUGGCCCCGCCCGCGCCCACACAGCCCGUGGCCAAGAAAAAGGGGGUGAAGCGGAAAGCCGACACCACCACGCCCACCACCACGGCCAUCAUCGCCACCAGCACCGGCGGCGAGUCCUCCCCGUCCCCCUCGGCCUCCGGAGCCCCCCCGGACCUCCCGAAACCUGCCAAGAUCCCCGCCCGGCGCGAGAGCGGCCGCCCCAUCAAACCCCCCCGCAAGGACCUCCCGGAUUCCCAGCAGCACCAAACUUCCAAGAAGGGGAAGCUCUCGGAGCAGCUCAAGUAUUGCAACGGGAUCCUGAAGGAGCUGCUGUCCAAGAAGCACGCGGCCUACGCGUGGCCCUUCUACAAGCCCGUGGACGCCUCGGCCCUGGGGCUCCACGACUACCACGAGAUCAUCAAGCACCCCAUGGAUCUCAGCACCAUCAAGAGGAAGAUGGAGAACCGGGACUACCACGACGCGCAGGAAUUCGCGGCCGACGUGCGGUUGAUGUUCUCCAACUGCUACAAGUACAACCCGCCCGACCACGAUGUGGUGGCCAUGGCCAGGAAGCUCCAGGACGUGUUCGAGUUCAGCUACGCCAAAAUGCCGGAUGAGCCGCAGGAUGCCGGAGCUCCCUCUGUGUCCACCCCGCUGCCCGUUCCCAAAUCCUCCUCCGAGGAAUCUUCCAGCGAUGAGGACGACGAGGACGAGGACGACGAAGACGACGAGGAUGACGAGACCAGCACGGAAAGCUCCUCGGAGAGCGAGGAGAGCUCGGAUUCCGAGGAGGAACGAGCCAACCGGCUGGCGGAGCUGCAGGAGCAGCUGCGGGCCGUGCACGAGCAGCUGGCUGCCCUCUCGCAGGGCCCCGUGUCCAAACCCAAGAAAAAGCGGGAGAAGAGGAAGAGGAAGAAGUCGGAGAAGCACAAAGGGAGGGACGAGGAGACGAGGGCGAGGCAGGCGCAGCUGCGGAGGGCCCGGAAAGCUGGAGGUGGCGGCGGAUCCAAGAAUUCCAAGAAAUCCGCCAAACCUGCCUUGCCAGCCCCUCCAUCCCUCUACGAUUCCGAGGAAGAGGAGGAAUCCAAACCCAUGACCUACGACGAGAAGCGUCAGCUGAGCCUGGACAUCAACAAACUUCCCGGGGAAAAACUGGGAAGGGUGGUGCACAUCAUCCAAUCCCGGGAGCCUUCCCUGCGGGAUUCCAAUCCCGAGGAAAUUGAGAUCGACUUCGAGACCCUCAAACCCUCCACGCUGAGGGAGCUGGAGCGUUACGUCCUGUCCUGCCUCCGGAAAAAACCCCGGAAACCCUACAGCGAGACCAUGAAGAAGCCGGUGGGGAAGACGAAAGAGGAGCUGGCGCUGGAGAAGAAGAGGGAGCUGGAAAAGCGUCUCCAGGACGUCAGUGGGCAGCUGAACUCGGCCAAGAAACCCCCCAAGAAGGCCAAUGAGAAGCCGGAAUCCGCCCAACAAGUGGCAGCUUCCCGACUUUCUGCCUCCAGCUCCAGCUCUGAUUCCAGCAGCUCCAGCUCCUCCUCCUCC